Molecule: messenger RNA, 1002 nt
Organism: Epinephelus moara (kelp grouper)
Lineage: Eukaryota; Metazoa; Chordata; Actinopteri; Perciformes; Serranidae
Product: proteasome subunit alpha type-6
Exons: 7
Coding region: 115-855 (246 amino acids)
Biological process (GO): ubiquitin-dependent protein catabolic process
Cellular component (GO): proteasome core complex; nucleus; cytosol
Source: RefSeq, a predicted model, not a curated record
CGGAUGUAGUUUGGAUCCCAUUAGUUCAAUUUCCGGGUGAAAAUAUUGUGCAUGAAGUAAAGUCUGCCUGCAGAUUCAUUUGGACGAACUUUUCAUCCAACUUAACUUUGUAAAAUGUCCCGAGGCUCCAGUGCAGGGUUUGAUCGACACAUCACCAUCUUCUCUCCCGAGGGGAGGCUCUACCAAGUCGAAUAUGCUUUCAAGGCCAUAAACCAAGGAGGACUCACAUCAGUAGCGGUCAGGGGGAAGGACUGUGCAGUUGUUGUAACACAGAAAAAAGUACCGGACAAGCUCCUGGAUGCUGCCACAGUGACCCACCUUUUCAGAAUAACAGAUAAUAUUGGAUGUGUAAUGUCUGGGAUGACGGCUGACAGCAGGUCUCAAGUCCAGCGAGCUCGCUACGAGGCGGCCAACUGGCAGUACAAGUACGGUUAUGAGAUUCCAGUGGACAUGCUGUGUAAGAGAAUCGCUGACAUCUCACAAGUCUACACGCAGAACGCUGAGAUGCGACCACUGGGCUGUUGUAUGAUCGUGAUCGGUAUAGACGAGGAGCACGGCCCCCAGGUGUACAAAUGUGACCCAGCGGGUUACUACUGCGGCUUCAAGGCCACCGCAGCCGGAGUGAAGCAGACAGAAGCCACCAGCUUCCUGGAGAAGAAAGUGAAAAAGAAACUGGACUGGACCUUUGAACAAACUGUCGAGACGGCGAUCUCGUGUUUGUCAACUGUUCUCUCCAUCGACUUCAAACCCUCUGAGCUCGAGGUGGGCGUUGUCACAACGCAGGACCCCAAGUUCAGGAUGCUGACAGAGAGCGAAGUGGACGUCCACCUGGUGUCCCUGGCAGAGCGGGACUGAGCGAGCAGAGAGGCGUCACCUGUUGGAUUAAGUUAGAGCAUGAUGGGAUCUGCAGUUCCCAGAUGGAGGCUGGUGUUAUCUUUGUUUGCUGUACAUUUACCCCACUGUUUCAUUCAACAAUAAAAAAAAGUUUUUCGAGUAAAAUAA